Micropterus salmoides (largemouth bass) is the source of this 1064-nucleotide messenger RNA. RefSeq names its product gamma-crystallin N-like. The transcript is spliced from 6 exons. The record is from RefSeq and is a predicted model, not a curated record. Bases 86 to 673 code for a protein of 195 amino acids. Gene Ontology annotation, biological process: visual perception; lens development in camera-type eye. Gene Ontology annotation, molecular function: structural constituent of eye lens. Lineage: Eukaryota; Metazoa; Chordata; Actinopteri; Centrarchiformes; Centrarchidae.
GGAGGAUGCAGAGCGUACACACUGUGGGAACCACAAUCUCUGUUACCAUCUCCAUGUGGCCUAUCAACGGAUCUGAAAGACACAGAUGGAAAACAAGCUGGGGUCUGUGCUCCAACGUGCCUUCUACGGGUCCAGUGGGAGGGUGACCCUUUUCGAGCAGCGGAACUUCGCCGGCAGGCGGCUGGACCUGAGUUCUGACUGUGUCAGGCUCAGUGACAAGAACUUCCCAGAAAGAUGUAACUCUGUGCAGGUGGAGGGCGGAGCAUGGAUCGGUUACGAGCACGAGAACUUCCGGGGCCGUCAGUACCUGUGGGACAUGUCCGAACGGGGAGAGUACAGCUGCUACGACAAGUGGUGCGCUCAGCUGGACCACGUGUCCUCUGUCCGCGCUGUCAAACAGGACAACAACCCUGCCAGAGCUCAGCUGUUUGAGCGAGGCAGUUUCUCUGGUAAGAAGAUGGAGAUCCAGGAUGACAUCCCCAACCUGAUGAGCCGGUACAACCUCAACAGAGUCGCCUCCAUCCGCGUGCUCGGAGGAGCAUGGGUGGUCUAUCAGGAGCCAAACUACAGAGGGCCUCAUUAUGUCCUGGAGAAGCGUGAUUACAACAACUUCUCUGACUGGGGCAGUCAGAGCAACACCGUGGGCUCCAUGCGCAGAGUCCGCUUCAACUAAACGCCAUCGCCGAAGUCCUGCCAACACGAAGCCUGUCAGCCGAACACUUUGUAAUAAACUGUAAAAAGACAAACAUUUGUAUUUUUCCCCCCCUUCUUGAGUCGUCUCAUCAGUAAAAAUGUUCUGAACCCGAGUGCACCAGCUCAUUAAUAGAAAGUGUUUUAAAAGUUCAAAACUUGUGGAUUUAAGGAUAACUGGCCCAAUCAAAUCCAGGUCCCAAAAUAAUGCCGCAGACCAUUAACAUUCUUGUUGGUAACAGAUGGAGUUAAGAAUUUGCAAGGUAAACAUUUUAUUUCACUUUUUGAACAAAGUCCAAGGCCAUAAAAUGAAAUGUGGACACAUUAAAAUGCAUAGAGUGUGAGACCCGUACAGAGAUAAUGUUGCCAAAAAA